AUGGAUGCAUGGUCAUUGGCGAUGAAGGACGAGAGCAAAUCACAUGUGGAAGACAGUAACAACAAGUCUGAAUCUGAUGACACCUUGGUUCAACUCCUUAUUGAACGAGUCGACCAUGUAGAAACCAAAGUCCAGCACUCUGAAGCGGAAAUUAAGAAACUACAGAGGAGGUUAUCGAUCGCUGAAAAAAGAAUCUCACCGCUCGAUAACAACCAUUUACCAUGGCGUAGGAUCGGAAAUGAGGAAGAAGAUGACUUAUCAGUGAGCAGAUGCGAAGAAGGAGAAUUCAAUGAUUCUGAUAUUAAGGCAGAAGAGGAGUAUCAAUUGCCCCGGGACGUGUACUCCAUCGUUUCCUCGUGGGAAUUCAACAGUCGACCCUUUUGGAUAUCCUUAUUGGUUAUUGCGGUUCAAAUUGUCCUUCUAGCACUCCUACUUACAGAUCAGACUCAAGGCACAGCAGAGGCCGAUGUAGUGGUAUUCCCGGUCAAUGUCCCUACUAUUGUCCAUUUAGCUCAGGCGCUUGCGACUAUUAUUGCCAUUAUGGAUCAAGAUGAUCUGCGAAGUGCUAUUGAGGCAUACUUUGAUGGCCUACCGACAAGGUUCAAGGGAGAUGAUGGAUUUCAACGAAUGACCAAGGCUCAAUGGAAUUUCUCUUGCUUCAUUCGGUUCUUCCAGGGUUUCCUCUCUGUCUUGGCCUCUUUUGUUCUUGCUGUUCAAUCACAGACGGUAUUUGAUGUUUUGCUGAAUUUCUUGGGAGUAAAAUUCGUUUCCGAACUUGAUGAUCUAGCCUUUAACCUUGGUCAGCUCGGGUAUUUUGGAAACCAAUGCGAACAUGCUGCAAAAUGUAUUGCAGAAGCAAAGUUUCAGCAAGACAACAGAAACAGGGUCGACGAGAGCUCUUGGAGUCGAGCCUGGUUCUACAAAUAUGCACACGUGAUUGGGAUCUUUGGAGUUCUUGGCUUAUUGCUAGGACUUUUCUUCUAUGCUAUCAUCUGGCAAAACACAGGUAGACUGGCUGCACAAGUGAUCAAGCUUGAAGUGGCAGAAGGGGCUAUACCCUUUGCUGCACUGUUCAAUGGUUGCUAUGGCGCGGAUAGAAAAGGACCGAAAUACGACCGACGACUACCAUACAGGCAGAUUGGAUUCGAGGAGACUGGAGGAAACUUUGGAUUUUGUAGUGACAUUGGAGGCGAGCAAGCUUGGACGUUUUCGAUUGGCUCCUCGUCAGAUCCUUGUCAUGAUUGGCAGGGAAGAACUUCACCAACAACCACAUAUGAUAUACUUGAACUAGCAGACAAUACUCAAUGGUUUUCCAUUGAUGGCAUUUCGCUUGGGAGUCUACAAAUUUCACGAGUGUUGAAUCCAACAUCUGAAUGCGAAAGAUUUAUCAUUGACAAUUCUGCAGAAAUAUGUGAGCAGCUGACUGUGGAAGGAUCAAUCGAUGCCAACCAAGAAGUGCCGCGAUCAACCUUCUUCUCCAAGGCCAUGGUGAACAGCAAGGAAGCCACAGCCUUUACCUACGAGGCUCUAGCGCAUCCGAUAUAUGUCGGAGCAUCUAGUACUCCUCAGAGCUUUGACCUCAUCUUCUUUACCGGACAAAGCUGGGUUCUCACAGACAAACUGAAGUCCAAGGCGUCAGGAAAUGACCUGUCGAUGCAGGAAUACAUGGACAACGACCCAGAAUUCUUGUCGAUUUUGAAUGCAACCAUAAGCGUUGGCGGCAACGUAAGUCUUGUUACCGGCUCAACGAUAGGCACACCGAAUUCACAUACGCCACUAGGCCUGCGAUGGUUUCGAAUGCGGGAACAGGACCCUAGAGUUCCUUACAACUACCCGACAGCAGAUUCAUCGAGGCCAGUGGAAAUGGUUGUAGAAUGCGCAACAUGCAACAACAGUACCAAUCCUUGCGGCUAUGGAGGCGUCUGCAGAGCGAAUCAAACAUGCGAUUGUAUAAAUGGAGGUUACGGAGCACUGUGCCAUCAAUUGCCACUGGGUGAUGCCUUCUGCAAUCCUUACUUUAACACGGAGUACUAUGAUUACGAUGGCGGUGAUUGCUGUGGUGGUUCCUGUCGAGGGCCACAGUGCGGUCUUGGCGGACUCUCUUUCGCGUUCGGUCUCGACAGUCAAGCGCAGGGAAUAGAUGAAUUCAAUAUUUUGGGAUAUGAGUUUUGCGAGGAUCCUAAGAUGGCAUCAGUGACAAUCGAGCUGAGAGAUUUUGAGAUUCUUGAUAGUGAAGAGUGGAAUGCGAUUGUAGGCUUUAGCGAUCCUUUCUGCAGCACCGCCACAGUCAAUGUCCGAUGCGAUGGUAUAACCUACUUGCACGUCCCUCAGCAUAUUUUGAUUAACGAAACGAAUUGCAAACGGAGCUAUGCAGAGACCAUCCGCGUGCCAUUCGGAUCCCGGUGUGAGCUAUCAACGAGCGCAAUUUGCUUGGGCGUCAUUUGCUUGGACCACAAUAUUGCUAUCUACUAUGGCCCUGAUACCACAUCAGUCCCAAUUCGAUCUGGAAGCGUGAGGAGUGAUACUCAGCUGUCAUUUGGGGUACCUUCAAAGUGUUUGACCGAGAUAUUGUCGGGUCGUAAUUUUUCGAUUUUCGAUCUAUCGACAGAACAGGGCACAGCGGCAAAUGUACUUUCCAACGACGAGUUAUCCGAAUUUUUAUGCAAUGACAACAGUGUGGCUGAGAAUCAGGGUUUUGUGCUCGAGCGUUUCGCUUUGGCAGUUUUCAACGCGUCAGUGCACUUCAACUCAUCGAACUGGGAACCAUAUCAAUGUCACGGGUUUGGCAUUCCAGCAUUCCAUACUGCAUGUUCUUUUUUUUCCAUCACGUCACUUGAAUUGGAAGCUGAUGCUGUUACACAAGUAGGGACGAUACCGACCGAGCUGUAUCUAUUGACCAGAUUAAAUAACCUCGUGUUACGAGGCAAUUCGUUUACCGGUACCAUUCCGACUACAUUGGGCUUGCUCUCGGAUCUCGGUGGUCUGGAACUCUGGGACAAUAAUUUGAGCGGACGUAUUCCAAGCGAAUUGGGAGCUCUCACGAAGCUAUCAGCACUUGCUCUAGCAUCGAACCGUUUGACAGGUCCCAUUCCGAAAGAAAUUCUUGGACUUCAGUUGACUGGGCUUUGGAUCGAUGACAAUGAAAUAACCGGAACAGUUUCGAGUCUGUUUGGCGCCAUGCCCUUGGUAACGCUGAGUUUGAGUGUGAAUCGUUUCUCUGGAACUCUACCACAGACUUUGUUCAACAUUUCGACGCUAUCUUCCUUCAAUCUGGCAUACAAUCGUAUAACAGGAAGCAUUCCGGAGGUCGGUGAUCUAAACUUGAAUACGCUUUGGCUGAACGACAAUCAAAUGACUGGUAGUGUACCAGCCGAUUUGACGGUCUUGGGAAAUUGCUCAUUAGCAAACAACAAUUUCACGGAUGGCACGGCACCCGCCAAUUGCGCUGUGUAG
Messenger RNA from Cylindrotheca closterium, 3453 nucleotides. Lineage: Eukaryota; Bacillariophyta; Bacillariophyceae; Bacillariales; Bacillariaceae. The record is from the annotation of a GenBank genome assembly.